Colossoma macropomum (tambaqui) is the source of this 1230-nucleotide messenger RNA. It is a transcript of the gene spryd7b, whose product is annotated as SPRY domain containing 7b. NCBI's taxonomy places the organism in Eukaryota, Metazoa, Chordata, Actinopteri, Characiformes, Serrasalmidae. The coding region runs from base 36 to 626 and encodes 196 amino acids. The record is from RefSeq and is a predicted model, not a curated record. The transcript has 5 exons. Gene Ontology annotation, molecular function: protein binding.
CACUGAUUGAAGUUCCGCUUGACUCCGGCGCUGUAAUGGCUGCAGUGUUUACGUGUUGUCUGGGCUGCUGCGGCGAUGGAGCUUCGGGCCAGAUACCCCUCAAAGAGAUGCCCAUUGUCCAGCUCGACACGCACCACAUGGGGACGGAUGUGGUCAUAGUGAAAAGUGGGAGGCGGAUAUGUGGGACUGGAGCCUGCCUCGCCAACGCCCCUCUACACCAGAACAAGAGCUACUUUGAGUUCAAAAUCCAGUCAACGGGUGUGUGGGGAGUAGGUGUGGCCACUCAGAAGGUGAAUCUGAACCAGGUGCCUUUGGGUCGGGACAGUCACAGUUUGGUCCUCAGACACGACGGCUCAGUCUACCACAACAACGAAGAGAAGAACCGCCUACCAGCCAACAGUCUGCCUCAGGAGGGAGAUGUUGUGGGUUUAACCUACGACCAUGUGGAACUGAACCUGUAUCUGAAUGGGAAGAACAUGCAGUGUCCAGCUUCGGGCAUUCGAGGCACUGUGUUCCCUGUAGUUUACGUGGACGACAGCGCAAUCUUAGACUGCCAGUUCAGUGACUUCUACCACACGCCUCCUCAAGGCUUCGAGAAGAUCCUGUUUGAACAGCAGAUCUUUUGAAGCACCUGCUCCGGUGGGCUUGAGUGGAGCGAUGAUGUUGGAAAGGAUGUUAAUGCUCUUCUGACUUUUUGCCAUUUUUGCAUCUGCCUUCUCUGUUGCUGCUGCCAUCAUCUAUGGGAGACAAGCCAAUUUAGUGUGUGUGUGUGUGUGUGUGUGUGUGUGUGUGUGUGUGUGUGUGUGUGUGUGUGUGUGUAUGUGAGCGUGUGGGGAAAUUAUCACUACAGCGGUGAAAAUGGUGAAAACACUAUCGGAUGUCUGUUACAUGACAGCGCCAAAUGAACGUGUUAUUUAAUUUUUAUUUAAUAUAGCGUAUAUCAUAAUUUUGUACCCUAAUCUGUUUUAUUUUGCAUGUUUCUUUGAUUUAAGUUGCCAGAGUCUUUCAUUUCAUUUUAUUGUUUUAUUUUAUUUUUUUUACAAAAUAUUUCAUUUUCAAAUACUACAGUAAGAGAACAGAAACUGACAUAUUCUCUGAUAAAGCUGGUUUUAGAAAAUCAUGAAUGUUAAAAUGGCUUGUUUUUGUUUGCACUGUUUACAUGUAAUCAUUGAAAUUUGAACCAAAUUUACUUCUAUCUUGUCACAAAUGUGAAUAAAAAUUAUCUCUAUA